Macrosiphum euphorbiae (potato aphid) is the source of this 465-nucleotide messenger RNA. Lineage: Eukaryota; Metazoa; Arthropoda; Insecta; Hemiptera; Aphididae. The record is from the annotation of a GenBank genome assembly.
AUGACUCCCGCUAAGCUGAGUUAUCAGUGUUUAUCAGUCUGGUUUUUAAAAAGGCAAGUGGCCCGUUAUAAGUCUGAUAGGAGAUUUGCCGACACUAGCAAACGUUGUACUUUUCGUCAAGUUGGGUUCCUGGAUAAAUACUACAUCCAGACCUCUCUAUCUCUUACCUUGGACAGAAGGUCAUCUGCUGGCAGUUUCCCUAGUCAAGUUUUUACCUGCCCUAUCAUUACACCUGUCCAUUUAAAUUUCCGAACCUCUCUUCGGAUAUUUACCUCAAACUUUCGACACUUCCAGAUGUCAUACGAGACAUGGCCACACGCCCUACCACUCGCAGCCCAACAAGUUCACUUUGAAAAAACUCAACGAGCGACACAGUGCGCAGGGAGAUGGCUCCCGCACGGCGCACACCACGCGCAGACCGCCGACGGCGUCGUGCAUGAUGCACCAACAUGUCCGUAUCUUUGA